CACAUGAUCAGCUGAGAAAGAAAAGGGACGAGGCCAGGCAAGCUGCUCUAUACUUGCUUCCUUCCUUCUAGAAAAUGCCUCUCUUUAUAAACCGAGACCAAAUAUUUGCUCAUCAGGUACACCUGCUGGAGCACAAAUUAAGGAGUAAAGAGGAGAGAAUACUUGAACUGGAGACAGAGAAUGCCCUUCUUCAUUUAAGACUUGCAGAGUGUUCGGGUAGACAGCGCCGGGACCAUGAUGAGGGAACCAAGGCCGUGAACGAUCACCAGCUUCAGAGUAGUACACAGAAGAUAACCCAAUCAGCCCUCAUCAAGCUUCUCUCAGGGGUUCAGGCUGUGAAGCAUGACCUGAGUGAGUUGUUUGCAGUGUAUGUGAGUUUUGCCACCGAGUUGGAGGAGCAGAGCAAGCAGCUCCUGGAGAAAGUAGAGCAAGCCAACUCAUCUCUGAACGGUCACAGUGAGGAUGAAUUUCAGAAUUUGCAGGUUCGAGUUGCAGCCCUGGAGCACUCUCUGGAGGAAGAAAGGGAGAACUGCAGGGCAGAGAGGCGGAAGCGGAAAGAACUUCACAACACGCUGGUGGAGCUCAGAGGGAACAUUCGGGUUCACUGCAGGGUGCGUCCAGUUCUUCCUUUUGACCAGAUCCAGUCCUCAACUUCCGGAUCAGGGUCUGCAUCAUCAGAGGAAGUAAUCCACGCAGUCAGUGAUGAUACAGUGAUGGUGAAUUGUGUGAAGGCGGGGAUGCUGGUGCAAAAUAAAAUGUUUGAGUUUGAGAGGGUACACGGACCAGAGGAUUCCCAGGAGGCUGUGUUUGAAGAAGUCAAGUCACUUCUAACAUCUCUGCUGGAUGGCUAUAAUGUGUGUAUCAUGGCAUAUGGGCAGACAGGCAGUGGGAAGACUCACACCAUGAUGGGAUCCCAGUUCCUGGAUGAGCUCUCAGGGACACAGCAGGAGGCACAGCAGGGUAUUAUCCCAAAGGCUGCUGCUGAGCUCUUUCGGCUGAUCUCUGAGAAGCCUGCAGAAAGUCACACAGUGGAAGUGUCAGUGAUGGAGGUGUACAACAAUGAGGUGUUUGACCUGCUGGCCAGGGAUGAGCACAGCAAUGGAGCUGGCCAGAGACGGGAUGUCAUCACCACCGCCUCCGGUGCCAGCCAGGUCCCCUCCCUCACAUAUGAGCCUGUGAGUAAUGCCUCUGAGGUGAUGCAGAUUAUUAGCAGCGUUCUGAAGCUCAGAGCUCACUGUCCCACCCUUGUCCACGCGGACUCAUCACGCUCUCACCUCAUUGUGACCCUCACGGUUUCCUCCAAGAGUCCCAAUGCAGUGGCCCUGGCCCGCAGGCUACAGAGUGCCAAAAUGGACAUGCGGCGCUCCACCCAGAAAGAGUGGUGGAGUCCACGCUGUCGCCGUGCCAACCUCGCCGCCCACCACUCAGCUGACGAAACCUCUGCAAGCCCCGCGUCCUCUCCCUGCUCGACCCCGUCCCUUUCUCCCUGCCCCUCCCCGAGACACAGCAUCACUCAGACUCCGUUCAGGACAAAGCUUCAGCUGGUGGACCUGGCUGGCAGCGAGUGUGCUGGUAUGUCUGGAGUUUCAGGUGCAGCUCUCUGGGAGUCAUCAUGUAUAAAUCGUAGUCUCUCGGCUCUGUCCGAUGUCCUUGGAGCUCUGGCUGAACACAGACCACACAUCCCUUACAGGAACAGCAAACUCACUCAUCUGCUGCAGGAUGCCAUAGGUGGUGAUGCCAAGCUGCUAGUGAUGCUCUGUGUCUCCCCGACGCAGCGCUUCAUCACUGAGUCCCUGCAGUCUCUUGGUUUUGGCACGCGGGCACGGCAGGUACAGAAGGAGCCACCCCGAAGAAAAAAUAAUAGCCUCAAAGUUAAAUAAGAAAGCAAAGGAAGAUCUGUAACAUAGAUCCUUUAUGAGUCAUUACAACAGAUAGACAAGAUUCACCCUUAUGGGUAGUAGUAAGAACUUCAUUCUAGCCUUAACUAGUGUAAGAGUAUUUUUGAUUUUGCAGUUAUUGGAAGUUGGGUUACUUUGUGCUGGAAGCAGAUCACAUUUCACCCUUUCCAGAGUACUGUUUUCCAUACUAAUAAUUAUGCAGGCAUCUUUUAAGAAACAUACAUAUUUAUGCAUUUACUUAGAAUUGAAUGUCUUAAUGUUUUCUGAAACUACUGAUUCUUAGGAAUACUGUGUGCAAUGACAUUCUUGCAGUGCAUGUGUAGUUCAUGAUAUACAAACUUAGUAAAUGUGAGAAGACUUUAUUAGCACUUUAUUAAAUUGAUUAAAGCUAAAAUAGAAAACAUGCCAACAGCAAACGGAACUGCACUGUAUAUUGAAAAACAAAAGCUGUUUUAAUCCUAAGGCAUUCUGCUGUAAAUUCAUUUCAACACUACCUACCGCUGCUUUGCCUUCUCUUUUGUUUUGUUUUUCCACCCCAGCAUUUAUGUUUACACAGUAUUUAUACACAUUUUUGGUUACAUAUUAAAAAUCUUUCUGAAGAUUUGAUGAAGUAGAAAAGUGUAUCCGUAUUAGAAAUAAACAGCUGAUAUGCCUGUUCUUGUGUAAUCAGUCUUAAGAAUCCUAUAAAUAAAAAAUAGACAAAUCAUUUAAAGUUUA
Messenger RNA from Pelmatolapia mariae (spotted tilapia), 2615 nucleotides. RefSeq names its product kinesin family member 25 (gene kif25). The record is from RefSeq and is a predicted model, not a curated record. The coding region runs from base 75 to 1880 and encodes 601 amino acids. Gene Ontology annotation, cellular component: microtubule cytoskeleton. The transcript is spliced from 15 exons. Gene Ontology annotation, biological process: microtubule-based movement. NCBI's taxonomy places the organism in Eukaryota, Metazoa, Chordata, Actinopteri, Cichliformes, Cichlidae. Gene Ontology annotation, molecular function: microtubule motor activity; ATP binding; microtubule binding.